This is a messenger RNA of Chilo suppressalis (striped riceborer), 459 nucleotides long. The record is from the annotation of a GenBank genome assembly. Lineage: Eukaryota; Metazoa; Arthropoda; Insecta; Lepidoptera; Crambidae.
AUGCUGAAAUCGGCUACAGGUACACUAGCCAAUGUCCUAAAAAGGUCUUUGGUUCCUGCAGUGAGAGUCAGUGCAGUUGUGCCAGCUAGAAGAUCACAUGGUGGUCCAGUGGAAUCCGAUGAAGAAUUCGAUAGCAGAUAUGAAGCUUUCUUCAAUAGAAAAGAUAUUGAUGGGUGGGAGAUCCGCAAAGGAAUGAAUGACAUCUGUGGUAUGGACCUGGUGCCUGACCCAAGGAUCAUCAAAGCCGCUCUACAUGCUUGCAGGCGGGUCAAUGAUUAUGCUCUUGCAAUCAGGUUUAUUGAAGCAUGCAAAGAUAAAUGUGGACCUAAAGUGAAUGAAAUUUACCCAUACAUUAUUCAAGAGAUCAAGCCAACACUUACUGAACUUGGCAUCGAUACCCCUGAGGAGCUCGGCUAUGACAAACCAGAAUUAGCUUUAGAGAAUGUUUAUGAAAUGUAA